GAGCCGCAGGAGCGCGUUUGGUGAGGCGCGCCGAGCACGCGCUCGCGAUUCAGCCUGCAGCGUAUUCUGAAGACGCUGGGACAAGAACACUGACAUUUCAUUUGAUCAUUUGGACAUAAUUUUCUAAUCCAGUCUUAAAACAACAAAACCUAAACUUUUCUUUGCUGAAAUGAUUUUUCUCUGAUGAUUUAUGGAUCAUGGAUCCUCUCUUCAUCACUUCGCAAAACUCGAGCGGCAACGGGACCAACGGCUCACUGGUGAAUGACACAGACGUGUUCUCGAACCAGUUCGUUCAGCCGGUUUGGCAGAUAGUUUUGUGGGCCAUCGCAUACUGCUGUAUAGUUCUGGUGUCAGUUGUUGGAAAUAUCACUGUCAUCUGGAUCAUUUUAGCGCAUAAGCGCAUGAGAACUGUUACCAACUCUUUUCUGGUGAAUCUUGCGUUCGCAGAGGCGUCAAUGUCGGCUUUCAAUACCGUUAUUAACUUUGUGUAUGCAGUACACAACGAAUGGUACUUCGGACUUAUUUACUGCAGAUUUCACAACUUCUUUCCAAUAGCAGCUGUAUUCGCAAGUAUUUACUCAAUGACGGCAAUAGCCCUGGACAGGUACAUGGCUAUCAUCCACCCACUCCAGCAGCGCUUGUCGUCCACUGAGACCAAGUUGGUGGUGGGGGUGAUCUGGGCCCUGGCGCUGCUCCUGGCUUUCCCCCAGUACUAUUUUUCAAGCACAGCUCAGCUGCCAGGACGUGUCGUGUGCUACAUCAACUGGCCAGAGUACAGCGUGUGGGAUUUUCAAAAGACGUAUUACGUCUGCGUGGUUGUGCUUAUUUACUUUCUACCUUUGCUCAUCAUGGGUUGUGCUUACCUGGUGGUAGGAUGCACUCUCUGGGCCAGUGAGAUACCUGGAGACUCUUCAGACCGCUAUCGAGAGCAGCUAACUGCCAAACGGAAGGUGGUGAAAAUGAUGAUCGUUGUUGUGUGCACCUUCGCCGUCUGCUGGCUGCCCUACCAUGUCUACUUCCUGGUGCACCAGUUCCUUCCUCACUUGUUUGAGGAACCCUACAUCCAGCAGGUGUACUUAGGAAUCAUGUGGCUUGCCAUGAGCUCCACCAUGUACAAUCCCAUCAUCUACUGUCUUCUCAAUGACAGGUUUCGAGCUGGAUUCCAACAGGCAUUCCUCUGGUGUCCUUGUGUCCCUCGAGGCUCUUAUGAAGGUCUGGAGCUCAAGUCAACCCGCUAUCUUCAGACACAGGCCAGCAUUUACCGCACCAGCCGAAUGGAGACCACAGUAUCCACAGUCAUGCCGGUUGGCGAGGGGGACCUUCAGGAGAACACAAAUCGAAGUUCUAUUGAUCUCACGUCCAAUGGUUCUUCACAAAGCGCCUCAAAGACUGUAUCAGAGUCCUCCAUCUUCUAUUCUAGUAACAACCUUGCAUAAUGUAGAAAAUACUUUCAGUGUUAUAGUACCAAUCCUGUGAGGAGAAGUGCAAAGAUUCAUGUUCCAGGGAAUGCUGUGAUGUGAGGUACAACAAACAUAUGGGGAAGGAAGGCUAAUGUGUGGAAACAUCUUAGUAUAUUGGUCAAUAUAUCAUCUGAACAGCAUUGUCAUAGUCUGUGGAGGAUUCAUAUUGUCGUGAGUUUUACUACUCAAGGCAGCUGGCUAAUUAUCCUCGUAAGAGUUCGCCCAACAACUUAGCCUAUCGCCAUUUGCUCCAGGAGUCCAGGACCCAGUGGGUUUGUUUAGGAAAACUUGACCAGCUGAUGCCCUUGGAAACGAUCUGUUCGUCAUUACUGCCGGUUGUUGAUGAUACGAUAGCCAGCGUGACGACGUGGCAAGGUUUGCACCUGUUGUUGCAUAUUACUGGACCAUGUAGGCGACAAUGUAAAGGAUUUGUUUGGAAGGCAGAGGGUCAUGUUAAAUAUAGCACAGAGAGAGAAAAUAAAACGGAAUUUGUACUAACAUAGCUACUUCCAUUUAUAUCACUAUACAGUAAUCCUCUGUUAAAUCCAGAGUUUACUAUUAUCAUCAUGUUACAUUUACAUUAUACAUUUAGAAAUUGAGGAGUACAACAAACGAUGCAUCUUAAACAGGCAAUAAACACAAGAAGUGCUAGUAAUACAAAGUUUCAGCCAUCAUUCAGAAUAGGACAAGCUAGAAUAGGGAGGGAUUAAAGAAUAGUGAAAGAACAGACGAAGGAAUAGUGAAAUAGAAUUUUUUUUCAGCAGGCUGCAGUUAAAGGGUUAGUUCACCCAAAAAUGAAAAUUAUCCCAUGAUUUACUCACCCUCAAGCCAUCCUAGGUGUAUAUGGCUUUCCUCUUUCAGAUGGAAAGAAGAGAUGUAUUUAAAAAUAUCCUUUACAUCCAUUAUAAAAAGUAAUCCACACGGUUCCAGGGGGUUAAAGGGUUAGUUCACCCAAAAAUGAAAAUUCUGUCAUUAAUUACUCACCCUCGUGCCGUUUUACACCCGUAAGACCUUCGUUGAUCUUCGGAACACAAAUUAAGAUAUUUUUGUUUAAAUCCGAUGGCUCCGUGAGGCCUACAUAGGGAGCAAUGACAUUUCCUCUCUCAAGAUCCAUAAAAGUACUAAAAACAUAUUUAAAUCAGUUCAUGUGAGUACAGUGGUUCAAUAUUAAUAUCUCAAUUUGCGUUCCGAAGAUUAACAAAGGUCUUGCGGGUGUAAAACGGC
Ctenopharyngodon idella (grass carp) is the source of this 2684-nucleotide messenger RNA. RefSeq names its product tachykinin receptor 1b (gene tacr1b). Gene Ontology annotation, cellular component: plasma membrane; sperm midpiece. The transcript has 5 exons. NCBI's taxonomy places the organism in Eukaryota, Metazoa, Chordata, Actinopteri, Cypriniformes, Xenocyprididae. The record is from RefSeq and is a predicted model, not a curated record. Bases 198 to 1436 code for a protein of 412 amino acids. Gene Ontology annotation, biological process: G protein-coupled receptor signaling pathway; positive regulation of flagellated sperm motility. Gene Ontology annotation, molecular function: substance P receptor activity.